Molecule: messenger RNA, 426 nt
Organism: Lactuca saligna
Lineage: Eukaryota; Viridiplantae; Streptophyta; Magnoliopsida; Asterales; Asteraceae
Source: the annotation of a GenBank genome assembly
AUGAUGGAGGAGUUGGGUUGCGUUGAAGAAGGUAAGGUUAUGUAUUAUCACUUUAAACGACCGUUAGGGGAUUUAGAUUUUGGGUUGUUUGCGUUGGGUAGUGAUCAAGAUGUCAACCACUUAAGGUCCUACGUUGCUUCACACAAGCUUAUAGAAGUGUGCACAGAAUUUUGGUGUACCAACUUGCAUACAUAUGUUAUGUCACCUAACCCUUCAAAACUCAGGAUUGAAGAGAUUGUUAAACCCCCUUCUUGUUCUAUAAGCUUGUGUCUCAAAUGGAUUGACACAAACAUAGUUGAACUCCCUGUUUUAGAACCAAGCAUGCAAACCCCUACAAUGGAACCUAACAUGGAAUCCCCUAGUCAUAUUGAUGUUACAAAUGUUUCACCCCUAGAAUGGAAUCCCCUAUUGAAGUUGAAUAUCUGA